AUGCUUCGACAUCGCCAUUUCAUCUGUUUUGCCGGUCUGACACCGAAGCCCCUGUCGCUGAGUGCAGAGGCAGCGCGACGGACUGUGUCGACUCGGCAGGCGGAGCGCAUACGACGGUCAUCAACGAUACCAACGGCAGGAGGCACCGCUACCUCCCACGCUCCACCUAGCAGCAGAGGCGGAGGUAACUGCGUUACGAGACAUUCGGCUCCGCGAUCCACGAAGCUGCCGACCUCAUCGACUAGGGCCUCUGCCACGUCAACCACUGCGAAGUCGGCAGCUUCCUCCGGGCGUGCAAAGCCUCUGCCGAGCCGCUUUUAUCGACUCGUAGUGCAGCGGGGCCCUUUUGUGGCCCUCUACCACUACCUACUGGGGGAGACCAUCAAUUUUUUCGUGACAUACCUCCUCCACUCGCACCGCUUAGGGGUUGGCGACAUCGGUAGCUGGCUUGGCGCCGCUGGCGUCCCGGUGGAUGGUUUUUUGAACGUUGGCCCAACCGUGUACGGACUGCAGCUGUCACCUCGACUCGUGCUGAAUUACCUUGUCGUGAAUGCCUGCAUGUAUCCACUGAUACCACUGCAGCUGCAUUUCUGCGUUGCGACAGCACCGACUCUGCGCGCCCCAUUUCGGGUGAUGGGACGACUCCUGGGAGUCUCGAAGAAGGCCACUAUACCGAAGGCGCCGUCCGCGACACCGUCUUGA
Leishmania braziliensis MHOM/BR/75/M2904 is the source of this 702-nucleotide messenger RNA. RefSeq lists its product as hypothetical. The transcript has a single exon. The record is from RefSeq and is a predicted model, not a curated record. The coding region runs from base 1 to 702 and encodes 233 amino acids. Lineage: Eukaryota; Euglenozoa; Kinetoplastea; Trypanosomatida; Trypanosomatidae.